AUGGCUGAAACAAUCACUACAAUCUCACCCAUCACCAACAAGGGCAUCAUUGAGCGCAAGGGACUCAGCGACUCGGAGCUCAGCGACUUGGCCAGCAGAUCGGCUGAAGCUUUCAAGUCUUACAAGAAGACAUCCCUGGAGGACCGCAAGAACUAUGUCAAGAAGGCUCUGGAAGUCAUCACAUCCAAGCAAGAUGAGCUCGCAAAGGAGAUUACCGAACAGAUGGGACGACCAAUCGCCUACACGGCUGUCGAGGUGAAGACAGCCGUUGCUCGUGGCGAGUACCUGCUCAAGAUUGCCGAGGAUGCUCUGUCAGACACUCCUGGUGAGCCCCAGGAAGGCUUCAGGCGUUUCGUUCGCAAGGUGCCUCUGGGCCCUGUUCUUGUUCUCUUCCCCUGGAACUACCCUUACCUCACUCUUGUCAACUCGAUCGUUCCCGCUCUCCUCUCCGGCAACAGUGUCAUCAUCAAGCCUUCGCCGCAAACACCAACCAUCGCUGAACAGGUCGUGGCUGCCUUUAACGAAGCUGGUCUUCCCAAGGACGUCAUCCAGUUUUUCCACUGCGGUGACUUCCAAAAGAUUGAGAAACUUGUCAAGAACCCCAACGUUCAGCUAGUUUGUUUUACCGGAUCCGUUGCUGGUGGUCUUGCUGUACAGAAGGCUGCAAGCGAAAGAGUCGACUCUAGAGUUGGACUCGAGCUAGGUGGAAAGGACCCUGCAUACAUCAGGCCCGAUGUGGAUCUGGCGUGGGCUGCAGAAGAGAUUGUCGAUGGUGCCGUCUUCAAUUCUGGCCAGAGUUGUUGCAGCAUUGAGCGUGUCUAUGUCAACGAAAAGGUCCACGAUGACUUUGUCAAGGAGGUCCAAAAAGUUCUGGCCAACUACAAGCUGGGUGAUCCGUUCGACAAAUCUACGCAUGUUGGGCCUGUUGUCUCCAAACGCUCCGCCGAAACCAUUCGGGCUCACGUCAAGGAUGCUAUCUCCAAGGGCGCUCAGGAUAUGACUCCCAAGAACUCGUCCUUCGAGUCCCCGCCGGCCGACGGAAACUACGUGGCUCCUGUGCUACUAACCAAUGUCUCGCACAAAAUGCAUGUCAUGACCGAGGAGACUUUCGGUCCGGUCAUCCCUGUCAUGAAGGUCAAGGAUGAUGCCGAAGCCAUCAAGUGGAUGAAUGACAGCCAAUUCGGUCUCACUGCCAGUAUCUGGACAAAGGAGACCGAAAGGGGUUAUGAGCUUGCCGACGACGUCGAGGCUGGAACCGUCUUUGUCAACAGAUGCGACUACCCUGCGCCUGACCUUGCAUGGGUCGGCUGGAAAGAGUCUGGCAAGGGACAGACCCUGUCAAAAUUCGGCUUCGAUCAGUUUUCUAGACUCAAGAGCUAUCACAUCAAAAAUUACCCUAAAUAG
Molecule: messenger RNA, 1404 nt
Organism: Aureobasidium namibiae CBS 147.97
Lineage: Eukaryota; Fungi; Ascomycota; Dothideomycetes; Dothideales; Saccotheciaceae
Product: betaine aldehyde dehydrogenase 2
Exons: 2
Coding region: 1-1404 (467 amino acids)
Molecular function (GO): aldehyde dehydrogenase (NAD+) activity
Source: RefSeq, a predicted model, not a curated record